Molecule: messenger RNA, 474 nt
Organism: Salvelinus fontinalis (brook trout)
Lineage: Eukaryota; Metazoa; Chordata; Actinopteri; Salmoniformes; Salmonidae
Product: trypsin-2-like
Exons: 2
Coding region: 1-474 (157 amino acids)
Biological process (GO): proteolysis
Molecular function (GO): serine-type endopeptidase activity
Source: RefSeq, a predicted model, not a curated record
AUGAAAGACUUACUUUCCCACCCCUUUCCCUCUCUCUUUCUCCCGUCUCUCUCUUCCUCUUUUACCCAAAGCCACGUGGAGGUGCAUCUGGGCGAGCACAACAUUUCCAGGACUGAGGGUAACGAGCAGUUCAUCUCUUCUUUCCGCAUCAUCCCCCACCCCAACUACAGAUCAUACAACAUCAACAAUAACAUCAAACUGAACAAACCCACCACCCUCAACACCUACGUGCAGCCUGUUGCUCUGCCCAGCAGCUGUGCACCCGCUGGCACCAUGUGUGUCGUCUCUGGAUGGGGAAACACCAUGAGCUCCACCGCCGAUAGCAACAAGCUACAGUGCCUGAACCUCCCCAUCCUGUCUUUCAAUGACUGUAACAACUCCUACUCUGGCAUGAUAACUAACACUGUGUUCUGUGUUGGAUACAUGGAGGGAGGCAAGGACUCUUGCCAGGUACUGAACAGCACUGACCUGUAG